AUUUAUGCCAUCAUCUUUGUUCGACAAUGGCUGCUUGCGUUUAUCCUACAAACAGCUUCUUGAAUGCACCCAUGGUUUUGCUUCCGCCAACUUGAUUGGAACUGGAAGUUUUGGCUCUGUAUAUAAAGGAGUUCUUUAUCAACAUGAAAAGCCUCUUGCUGUCAAGGUACUUAACCUUCGAAACCAUGGGGCCGCAAGAAGUUUCAUUGCAGAAUGCGAGGCUUUAAGGAAAAUUCGACAUCGGAAUCUUCUCAAAAUUAUAACUUCUUGCUCAAGCAUUGAUUAUCAAGGCAAUGAAUUCAAGGCUUUAGUUUUUGAAUUCAUGCCUAAUGGGAGUUUAGAAAGCUGGUUACAUGAGCAACAUGAUCAGUCAAGGUAUUUGAACUUUGCUCAAAGGUUAGACAUUGCUAUUGACAUGGCCAAUGCUAUAGAUUAUCUUCAUCAUGGUUGUGAGACGAUGGUUGUUCAUUGCGAUCUGAAGCCUUCCAACGUCCUUCUUGACGAUGAUAUGGUUGCACACGUCGCCGAUUUUGGAAUGGCAAAGCUCUUGUCUACCGUCACAAGCAAUAUUGGAAGCGAUCAAACAAGUUCCUCAGUGAUCAAGGGAACAAUUGGCUACGUUGCCCCAGAAUAUGGCAUGAGUGGAUCAGUCUCUCCAGAAGGUGAUAUCUACAGCUACGGCAUUAUGCUUUUAGAAAUGAUAACCGGAAGGAGACCGACAUGUGAUUUGUUUCAUGAUGGCUUAAGCCUUCAUAAUUUCUGCAAAAUGGCACUACAAGAAGGCUUGAAGGAGAUUUUGAUGUUCGUUUAG
Gossypium raimondii (Peruvian cotton) is the source of this 811-nucleotide messenger RNA. Its product is annotated as probable LRR receptor-like serine/threonine-protein kinase At3g47570. NCBI's taxonomy places the organism in Eukaryota, Viridiplantae, Streptophyta, Magnoliopsida, Malvales, Malvaceae. The transcript is spliced from 2 exons. Gene Ontology annotation, biological process: protein phosphorylation. The record is from RefSeq and is a predicted model, not a curated record. Bases 5 to 811 code for a protein of 268 amino acids. Gene Ontology annotation, molecular function: protein kinase activity; ATP binding.